AUGUCGGCAGGGAAAACGGUUGUGAUUGCGCUGGGCGGCAACGCUAUGCUUCAGGCCAAGGAGAAGGGGGACUAUGACACUCAACGUAAGAAUGUUGAGAUUGCGGCCUCGGAGAUUUAUAAAAUCCAUAAGGCUGGCUAUAAGGUUGUUCUCACAAGUGGUAACGGGCCGCAGGUGGGUGCCAUAAAACUCCAAAACCAGGCUGCAGCAGGUGUUUCUCCAGAAAUGCCCCUCCACGUCUGUGGUGCAAUGUCCCAGGGAUUCAUCGGCUACAUGAUGUCUCAGGCGAUGGACAACGUUUUUUGCGCGAAUAACGAGCCAGCAAACUGUGUUACCUGUGUCACUCAGACAUUAGUCGAUCCGAAGGAUCAGGCUUUCACAAAUCCCACAAAGCCCGUUGGGAGGUUCUACACCGAGCAGGAGGCGAAGGACCUCAUGGCUGCAAACCCGGGAAAAAUCCUCCGCGAGGAUGCUGGCCGCGGCUGGCGUGUUGUCGUCCCAUCUCCUCGUCCUCUUGAGAUCGUGGAGUAUGGUGUCAUCAAGACCCUCAUUGACAACAACGUUCUUGUCAUUUGUACGAAUGGGGGAGGAAUCCCUUGCAAGCGCGAGAACAAGGUCAUCAGUGGCGUGGAUGCUGUCAUCGACAAGGACCUUGCAACCUCUCUUCUAGCUAAAACGCUGAACUCGGACUACCUUAUGAUACUUACGGACGUCCUCAACGCGUGCAUCAAUUACAAGAAGCCCGAUGAGAGAAAGCUCGAGGAGAUCAAGCUUAGCGAGAUUCUCGCCCUCGAAAAGGACGGCCACUUUGCUGCCGGAUCUAUGGGGCCGAAGGUCCGUGCAGCAAUCGAGUUUACACAGGCAACUGGAAAAAUGAGCAUCAUCACCUCCCUGAGCACUGCGGUGGAUGCGCUCAAUGGUAAAUGUGGGACCCGCAUCAUCAAGGAUUAA
Messenger RNA from Giardia duodenalis, 951 nucleotides. Its product is annotated as Carbamate kinase. NCBI's taxonomy places the organism in Eukaryota, Fornicata, Diplomonadida, Hexamitidae. Gene Ontology annotation, molecular function: carbamate kinase activity. The record is from RefSeq and is a predicted model, not a curated record. The coding region runs from base 1 to 951 and encodes 316 amino acids. Gene Ontology annotation, cellular component: cytosol. The transcript has a single exon.